UAUCUAUGCUCAUAACAUUAGUCGCUCCUCAACCUUCGUGAGAUUCGGUCGCUUUCACGAUGUCCUCAUCAAAUAUGGCGCGAAAACUUUUAAUACGUAAACUAAAAAUUGUAAACUUUCAAAGGAGACUGUGCUUAAGUUCUGCGUUUAGGGAUUGUGACAAAUUUAUUGUUUCGUCACCGAUUCCCGAUAUAGUUUUGCCGCAGACAAGAUUCAUCGACUAUUUGUGGAAAGAAUCGGGAAGUUACAAAAAUCUAAUUGCCAUCGAAAGUUCGGAAACAAAGAAGACGUACACAUACACACAGCUUCAGAGAAACACAUCAGCAUUUGCCACUUCCCUGCUGAAGAAGUUGAAGUUAAAUCAAGGCGAUGUGGUCGCGGUAAUGCUUCCGAACUGUCCCGAGUUUCCUGUCGUUGCUUUCGGGACAAUGCAGGCUGGGUGUAUACUGACAACUGUCAAUCCUCUUUACAAGGAAGCGGACAUCGGUCAUCAAGUGGCAAUAACUGAACCGAAACUGUUCAUCACGGCUGCCGAAUGCUACGACAACGUGAGGAAAGCUUUGAAAUUCGCUAAAAGCGAUGCCAAAAUAGUCCUGAUCGACGAUCAAAGCUCACCGAUACCUAGCGGCACAAUCAGAUAUUCCGAAUUAGCUGAAAAAGCCGAGAUAGAUAACGGUGUUUUAGACAAAAUCGAAAAGAGUGACGACGAUGUUGCGUGCAUACCUUUUUCUAGUGGAACUACGGGUAUGCCUAAAGGUGUAGAGAUCACAUAUAGGAACCUUAUUGCAGGAAUGGUCUGUAUGCAUAUGAAAGAAAACUGUUUUCCUCAGUUGGCGACAGGAUUAUCCAAUCAAGACAUUGUUCCAUGUAUCCUCCCUUUCAUUCACAUAUAUGGCCUCGUGAUAAGUCUAAUGGGGCAUUUGUCCAAAGGCUGCAAAUUGGUCACAAUGUCAAAGUUUUCGGCGAAUCUCUUUUUCGAUGUACUGAAGAACCAAGAUGUUAGUUUACUAUACAUAGUGCCUCCUGUAGCGAUAUUGUUGGGUAAACAUCCAGAUGUACAGGCAGAACAUUUCCGCAGCGUUCGUAAUAUAAUCUGUGGGGCCGCGCCGUUGGCGGCUUCAGAUGUCGACGCCAUAUUGGAAAAGAGUAAAAAAAACAUCGAAUUCAAUCAAGGUUUCGGAGCUACAGAAACAACGUCACUGGGCACGUCGACCUUCAAAGGCUCCACUAAUGUAGACUACUCUGCGUGUGGAAUGCCCAUGGUCAAUUUCAAGCUGAAAUUCGCUGACCCUGUAACUGGUGAACCUAUACCGAUCGGCGAACAAGGCGAAAUGUACAUGAAGAGUCCUACAGUGAUGAAGGGAUAUCACAAGAACCCUGCUGCGACUAAGGAUACAAUCACGGAAGACGGAUAUUUCAAGACCGGUGAUCUCGGAUAUUAUAAGCCGGGCGUUGGUCUGUUCAUCACCGAUCGAAUAAAGGAACUCAUUAAGGUGAAGGGUAUGCAGGUAGCCCCCGCCGAGCUGGAGAGUCUCCUCCGCUCUCACCCGGCCGUGGCCGACGCCGCCGUCAUAGGAGUCCCACAUGAGUUCUACGGUGAAACGCCUAAAGCGUUCGUCAUUCGUAAAAACGGUCACGACAUUUCGGAGAAAGAGCUACAAGCCCACGUUGCUAGCAAAGUGGCCGUGUACAAGCAGAUAGAGGAGGUGGCUUUUGUUGAUGCUAUACCAAAGACAGCCUCCGGGAAGAUACUGAGGAAGGACUUGAAGAAGAUGUAUGCGUAGAUCGCAAACAAUACCGUCGUAUUAGGGGAAAUGUCCAAGAUUUUAUACUGGUGGUAGGACGUCUUGUGAGUCCGCGCGGGUAGGUACCACCGCCCUGCCUAUUUCUGCCGUGAAGCAGUAAUGCGUUUUGGUUUGAAGAGUAGAGCAGCCGUUGUAACUAUACUGAGAUCUUAGAACUCAUAUCUCGAAGUGGGUGGCGGUAUUCACGUCGUAGAUCUAUGGGCUCCAGUAACCACUUAACUCCAAGUGAACUGUGAGCUCGUCCACUUGUCUAAGCAAUAAACUAAAAAAAAGAUGUGACGUGAUGAGAUUGAGUCUCUGAUAUUGAAGAUAUAUAAGCCAUUUGUUUUUUUAAAUAAGAGAACCAUUCUAAAGUAUGGGAUGAGUCGUCUCUACUCUGUAUUUUACAGAAAAAAGUUAUGGUGAGGGUAAUGUCAAACAGGUUUCCGUCCAAUUGUUUUUAUUUGGCCAAAUUAAAUUAAGUUAUCUAUGUAUAAGUUAUUGAUUGUUUUUUUUUAAAUCUUAUUAUUGUUGGAUUAGGUUUAGAUUUAAUUAAUUUUUUAUUAUAAAAUUUUAAAUAAAAUUAAAAUUUCAUAGUAUUUUUGUAUUUGAAAUUUAAAUUUAGGUAUUUGUGGUGCAUUUAUUUUGUUUUACUUGCGUGUAUUUUAAAUGAUUUUAUACUUUAGAAAUGAUUUACUUGACAACAUUUAAAAUGUUCAAGAAAUAAACGCAUUUGUUUCUGUUA
Messenger RNA from Bombyx mori (domestic silkworm), 2529 nucleotides. RefSeq lists its product as uncharacterized. The transcript is spliced from 8 exons. Gene Ontology annotation, cellular component: mitochondrion. Bases 60 to 1784 code for a protein of 574 amino acids. Gene Ontology annotation, molecular function: long-chain fatty acid-CoA ligase activity. Gene Ontology annotation, biological process: long-chain fatty acid metabolic process; fatty-acyl-CoA biosynthetic process. NCBI's taxonomy places the organism in Eukaryota, Metazoa, Arthropoda, Insecta, Lepidoptera, Bombycidae. The record is from RefSeq and is a predicted model, not a curated record.